Molecule: messenger RNA, 3489 nt
Organism: Rhinocladiella mackenziei CBS 650.93
Lineage: Eukaryota; Fungi; Ascomycota; Eurotiomycetes; Chaetothyriales; Herpotrichiellaceae
Exons: 1
Coding region: 1-3489 (1162 amino acids)
Molecular function (GO): ATP-dependent chromatin remodeler activity; ATP binding; nucleic acid binding
Source: RefSeq, a predicted model, not a curated record
AUGGACAGUGAUGUGAGGCCCAAGAAGAAGAGACGCUUCUUCGUGGACGACUCUGAUGAUGUUACCGAUCAACAAAUAUCAACAUCUUCAGUAGACGCGUCCAGCCGCCCAACAUCUGCAGACUCCUCCACGGUUGGGGCGCAGAAGUCCAGCCAAACCGAACCGGCCGAUCCUCAAACCUCGGUGGACGAUGAAAAUUCUCUCACAUUCGAUGCGGACACAUUUAGGGCUUUCGUCGGCGAAGAUGUUGGCGAAGAUGUCGUGGACAGGGUGGAAGCUGCGGCCAAUGGAAAUAUCGAGCGGGCCAUCAACAUGUACCUCGAUGGAUCCUGGAAAGAUGCCGUCACUUCUGUGUCUUCUCUAAACAUAUCCCUGCCCUCCAGAGGAGUGGACGAGGGGCUCAACGCAAGCGCUGUAGGCCCCGGUGGCCCCGAUAGACAAGAUCCGCCAGAGAUCCGUAAUGACCAGCCAAAGGGAACACUGUGGCACUCCAUGCCGAAAGAAAGAUAUGUCGGAUCAUUCGGCGUCGGCGCAUGGAUGACGAAGAGCGGCACAAACCUAUUGGCACAUGGAGAAUCAGUACGGAUAGAACGCUCAAAGAUUGCUCCGAGAACGAAAAUUGGAAGAGGCGGAAAACUUGUGCCUCUUACUGGAAGGAAUCAAAAGGCUGAUGUGGUAACAAGAUUCACCAAUUCCAGAGGUGACGAAUUGGGCCGCCUGCCAGAAGAAACAGCCUCGUGGGUCUCGUCUCUCCUGGACCAGAAAAUUUGUCGUUUCGAAGGAACCUGCGUGUAUGCACCGGAUCGUGUCCGAGUGAACGAUACCGUAUACCUACAGCUUCGAGCAUAUCUCCUCAAAACCGCUUUUGAAGCAAAUGCAUUUGUGAAGCCCAAGGAUGACAAUAGAGCUACUGGGUUUUUCGAAGAGAAAGAAAGCAGUGAAGAAAAGGACCUUCGUCUUCGGCAAGUCGCGCUGGUCAAACUUUUCGAAGAAGUUAACCUCCGGCCAACCUCGACCAACGAAACGACGGCGAAGCAUAAGAAACAAGGCUUACUGAGGGCCGCGGAGAUGGCUGAGCAAUAUGACAAAGAUUCGAAAGGCAAAUCUGGAACUUCAACGCCUAGCUCUGAAGAAGAGGAAGGCGAAGAAUUGGAGGAAGAUCAGUUGGAUGCAUUAUAUCAAAAGGCACAGUCGUUUGAUUUCAACACGCCAGAAGCCGAACCUGUGUCGACUUUUGCCCUCGAACUACGGAAAUAUCAGAAACAAGCACUACAUUGGAUGCUGGGAAAGGAAAGAGACCAGAAAUCCAACGAUCAACAAUCCAUGCACCCUCUUUGGGAAGAAUAUACGUGGCCCACAAAGGAUGCCGAUGACGCUCUCCUUCCCGUGGUUGAAGGACAAGACAAAUUUUAUGUCAACCUUUAUUCUGGAGAGAUUGGCCUUGACUUCCCAGUUCAGGAGCAGAACUGUCUGGGGGGUAUUCUGGCCGACGAGAUGGGACUGGGCAAAACCAUUGAAAUCUACAGUCUGAUUCAUUCCAAUCGCUCUCAGAUUGAUCUCGAAUCAUCUGACAAGCCUGUCACAUCGGUCAACCACCUGCCCCGCCUACCGCAGUCAUCGGCCUCCAUUGAGCCAGCACCAUGCACAACCUUGGUAGUGGCACCGAUGUCACUGCUGGCACAAUGGGAGAGUGAAGCCGUCAAAUGUUCCAAAGCAGGGACUAUGAAGACCAUGGUAUAUUAUGGCAGCGACAAGUCCGCAAACUUACAGGUCUUAUGCUCUGCGGCGAAUGCUGCUUCUGCUCCCCGCGUCCUCAUCACAAGCUACGGGACUGUGCUGUCAGAGUUUGGUCAAGUAUCGGCUGCCGGCGGAGAUCGAGGAUCUCACGGUGGACUUUUCUCGAUGGACUUUCAUCGCGUCAUUCUAGAUGAAGCCCAUACCAUCAAAAACCGACAAGCCAAAACGUCAAAGGCGUGUUACGAACUAAAAGCCAAACAUCGAUGGGUUCUCACCGGAACGCCCAUCGUCAACCGUCUCGAAGAUUUGUUCAGUUUGGUUCGAUUCCUCAAGGUCGAGCCAUGGAGUAAUUUCUCAUUCUGGAAGACUUUCAUCACGGUGCCAUUUGAGUCCAAGGAGAUUGCCCGGGCCCUUAAUGUCGUUCAAACGGUGCUGGAACCCCUUGUUCUUCGAAGGACGAAGGAUAUGAAAACUCCGGAAGGCGAAGCAUUGGUUCCACUUCCUCCAAAGAUCAUCAUGGUUGAAGAGGUUGAGCUGUCCAAAACAGAGCGUGAAGUCUAUGAACUGAUUUUCACCCGAGCGAAGAGGGCGUUCAACGAGUCUCUUCAAGCUGGGACCUUGUUAAAGUCAUACACCACCAUCUUUGCCCAGAUUUUGCGCCUGCGACAAUCUUGUUGUCACCCUGUCCUGACGAGGAAGAAGGACAUUGUGGCGGACGAAGAAGAUGCUGCUGUUGCCGCAGCGGCCGAUGCCAAUGGGUUUGCCGAUGACAUGGACCUCCAAGAUCUUAUCGAUCGAUUUACCGAGGAUACAGAUCUGGCCGAGAAGGAGAAUCCAGCCGCCAAAGAUCCAAUCUUGACGUUCACGACCAAUGCUCUGCGACAGAUCCAAGAGGAAUCAAGUGGCGAGUGUCCGCUAUGUUACGAUGAUCCGAUGGUCAAUCCGACUGUCACUGCUUGCUGGCACAGUGCUUGUAAAAAUUGUUUGGAGAAGUAUAUUUGUCAUCAGACGGAUAAAGGAGAGAUCCCUCGCUGCUUCUCCUGUCGAGAAACGAUCAAUCCGAGGGAUGUCUUCGAGGUGGUCAGGCAUAAUGGUCCGCCAACUUCAUUCGAGUCGGAAGGUGACAUGUACCUGGCGGAUGGUGCAAUGGCGAAGCCUUCGAAGAUUUCGCUUCGAAGAAUUCACCCCUAUUCUCCGACCGCUUCAACAUCAGCCAAAAUAGCCGCACUUCUGAAUCAUCUUUCCGCGCAGCCGAAGGAAACCAAGUCGGUAGUAUUUUCACAAUUCACGUCCUUUCUUGACCUCAUCGCGCCGCAACUCAGCAAACGUGGCUUCGCGCAUCUUCGCUUCGACGGAACCAUGCCGCAAAAGGUUCGAGCUCAAGUAAUCAGGGCCUUCAAUGCCGAAAAUGCAUCGGAUCCCCAAGCCCCUCGAAUUCUACUUCUGUCCCUUCGUGCAGGUGGUGUUGGAUUGAACUUGACGGCCGCCAGUCGAUGCUACAUGAUGGAUCCAUGGUGGAGUUUUGCCGUGGAAGCCCAAGCCAUUGAUCGAGUACACAGAAUGGGUCAGACACAGAAAGUUGAAGUGAUUCGAUUCGUGACCAAAGAGAGUAUUGAGGGCAGAAUGCUGCGUGUGCAGGAACGGAAAAUGGCUGUCGCGGGCUCUUUGGGUGUGGGACAGUCCGGGGCUGGUGAGACGGAGGAAGAAAGGAAGAAGAGACGUAUCGAAGAGUUGGAGAUGCUCUUGGGCUGA